Paramacrobiotus metropolitanus is the source of this 980-nucleotide messenger RNA. RefSeq names its product FAD-linked sulfhydryl oxidase ALR-like. The transcript has a single exon. The record is from RefSeq and is a predicted model, not a curated record. NCBI's taxonomy places the organism in Eukaryota, Metazoa, Tardigrada, Eutardigrada, Parachela, Macrobiotidae. Gene Ontology annotation, cellular component: mitochondrion. The coding region runs from base 297 to 848 and encodes 183 amino acids. Gene Ontology annotation, molecular function: flavin adenine dinucleotide binding; flavin-dependent sulfhydryl oxidase activity.
ACUCGUACUCGUACAAAAGAAAUGCAGAAAACUGAGAAAAGCUGAGAAAACUUCAAAUUUUAUAGGGAUCCGGAUUACUACUCUAGCGAAAUUCGCAGCGUUUAUGUUUUUUGGUUUGUUAAAUGUUAAAUAACUGGAUUUUCUCAUCGCAUUCUCAGAUUCUUUGUCCUCAGGUAGUUUAACCGAGACCGGUACAAUUCAGCUUGAUGCAUUGAGGCAUCAGCCAAACAGGAACGAUUAUCAGCUGAUUGAAGUGUUGAUGCAAUCGUUGUCGUUAUUUCAAUCCUGGCACAGCCAUGGGCAGUCACAGCGAAGAAACGCUACCCUUGGACGAAAACGGCCAACCGUGCCGUGCCUGUACCGAUUUCAAGACAUGGAUGAAGUUUUCACGCAAGUCCGGGCCCGACAAACAGCAGAACAUUCCACCGCGCAGCACGACCCAGUCAGCUGCUCCGCCGAGUUCCUCCUCCGGUUCCCUCCCCGAAGUAGCUGGUCCCGCGCGCCCUGACUGCCCGGUGGAUAAGGAUCAGUUGGGCCGAGCCACCUGGACCUUUCUCCACACGAUGGCCGCGCAUUACCCCGCUACACCCACAGAACAGCAGAAAGCGGACAUGAAGUCGUUUCUGCAUCUCUUUUCACAAUUUUAUCCCUGCUGGUACUGCGCUAAGGAUCUGCGGGAGGAUAUGAAGGAUGAUGUGCCGGAUACCGCGUCGCGGUCGCGAUUUAGUCAGUGGAUGUGCCGGAUACAUAAUCGUGUUAACCGGAAACUCGGUAAACCGCUGUUUGACUGUGCCAAAGUGGAUGAACGGUGGAGCACGGGCUGGGCAGACGGAUCCUGUGAUGAGUGAUUUUAAUUUUUACUGUCUCUUGUUUCAUUUUGCUGUACCAAUUUUGAAAUCUUUUUCUCCAGAAGUGACGUGAUUUCUGAUGUUUUUGACAUUUUUGUGCUUUCAGAUCUUGAAAAAAAGUUACAGUUACUG